Leptopilina boulardi is the source of this 2525-nucleotide messenger RNA. Its product is annotated as neprilysin-2-like. Gene Ontology annotation, biological process: protein processing. The coding region runs from base 61 to 2226 and encodes 721 amino acids. The transcript is spliced from 10 exons. The record is from RefSeq and is a predicted model, not a curated record. Lineage: Eukaryota; Metazoa; Arthropoda; Insecta; Hymenoptera; Figitidae. Gene Ontology annotation, molecular function: metalloendopeptidase activity. Gene Ontology annotation, cellular component: plasma membrane.
AUAAUACAUAGACAAAUUUUUUUUAAAAAAAGUAGUCAGUACUUUUGUGGAAGUGUUAAAAUGUUCAACAACGUUCAGAAAAAUUUUAUGAAAAACACCAGAUGGAGAGGAGCACUAGAUUUAAAACUAGGACUAACAACAUUAUGCUUUGCACUCCUUAUAAAUCAAUCAGCAGCAGUAUUUUUCAAUAUUACAUCAUCGGAUAAAAGAGACGACUACUGUAUGAAACGUGAAUGCAAUGACACAGCUUUAAGAGUAUUGAAGUACAUGGACACAAGUUUUGACCCUUGUGACAAUUUUUAUAAAUUUGCCUGCGGUAAUUUUCCAAAAACGAUUUCAAAUUACCAAUCGGAUCGAAUCGAUAGUUUUACUAUUAUUGAGAAUAAAAUUAAACAAGAAAUGAAGACAAUUCUAGAGCAGAAGUAUGAUCCCGCUGAAACAAACUAUGCAAGAUUAAUAAAAACUUUUUAUCAAAAUUGCAUGAAUGCAAAUGACAUUAAAAAAGAGAAUUUAAAUUUAAUUUUGGAAUUGUUACAAAGAAUUGGUGGAUGGCCACUUUUAAAAGGGAAUUCUUGGAAUAAUGUAAGUUUCCAAUGGGAAAAAUUUGGCUCCCAAACGGAAAUUUUCAAAAAUUAUUUCAUUUCUUCAAGUUUUCGUUUAGAUACAAAAAAUAGUUCAAAUGUAGUCCUACAAAUUGAACAACCAUCAAAUCUUGAUGAAUUCAUUUACUAUUCUGAUUUAAUAGCUAGCACUGUACAACUUUUUGGAAAUAACGAAAAUUACAUUCAAAAUGAUAUAAAUGAAAUUAUUAAAGUAGAAAAAAUGCUUAUUAAUAUAACUAUACCAGAGAGGGACAGAAGUGAUUAUCCUAUUAGAAUGACUAUUAAAGAACUCAAUGGAAAUUAUUCCAAUAUUUUGUGGAAAGAAUACAUUGAUUCUAUUUUAAACCCAGUUACUAAUAGUAGAGAUGAUGAUAUUAUAUUGGUUAUGGAUCUAAAUUACUUUCAACAAUUGAACAAUCUAAUUAAUCAGAUCUCAAAAAAAGAUCAAGCAAAUUAUCUUAUAUGGAAAGCAAUUAGCGGUUUUCUCAAUAAUUAUAUCACUAACGAAGACAAUUCGCAAAAAUGGAAACAUUGUUACAAUAUUGUAAAUGAAUUUUUCUCUAAUAGUUUUGGAAUGCUCUAUGUCAAAUACUACUUCAAUUUAUCAGAAUCUGGUAAAAAAGCUAUCGACGAAAUAUUCGAAAAUAUUUUUCAGCAGUUCAAUACUCUUCUAAAUAAAAGUGAUUGGCUGGAUGAUAAAACGAAGGAAAAGGCUUUAGAGAAACUUGCAUCAUUAUCUAUAAUAAAUCCAGUAAUUUUCAAAUUAUUCGACGACAAGGAAAUUGAUGAAUAUUACACAAAUUUGGAAAUAACGCCAAACAAUUAUCUUCAAUCAAUAAUUAACAUUCAAAAGUUCAUUAAAUAUAAAGAUGCAGAUUUAUUUAGAAAAUCUUUGAAUAAAAAUAGCUGGGAUCAACAUUACAAUCCAAUGGAAGUGGGGGCAUUGUUCACUUCUUUUAAUAAUAGUAUUGCUAUAUCACCUGGUAUUUUGCAAGGAGUUUUCUUCAAAGAAAACAUACCUCAAUACAUGAAUUAUGGAUCAAUUGGAAUUGUAAUUGGCCACGAAUUGACUCAUGGUUUUGACAGUUUUGGUGCAAGUUUUGAUAAACAGGGAAAUCUUGUCAAUUGGUGGGAGCCGGAAAGUAGUGAAAAAUUUCAUUCAAGAGUUCAAUGCUUUAUUAAUCAAUAUGAAAACUAUAUAUUAAAAGACGUUGACUUGAAAUUAAAUUUAAAAAAAUUGAUAGGAUUUCCGAAUUCUUUUGAAUUUCGUCCAAAACUUAUAAAGGUGAAUGGCACGACGACGGCAGAUGAAAAUAUUGCAGAUAAUGGUGGAAUUAAAAUUGCAUAUUUUGCUUAUCAGAAUUAUGUGAAAAAACAUGGUCCCGAAGCUUUGCUGCCUGGUGUGAAUUAUACACAAUCUCAGCUUUUUUGGAUCAGUGUUGCCCAAACUUGGUGCGAGAAAAUUACUCUAGAUGAACAGAGGGACAGAAUUAACAACGAUUAUCAUAGUCCUCCGGAAUUUCGAGUUCUGGGUUCCCUAGUGAAUCGAAAAGAAUUUGCAAAAGAUUUCCAGUGUGCAAACAAUAUGCGCAUGAAUCCUAAAAAGAAAUGCUCCGUUUGGUAAUUCCUUCUAACUGUAUCCAUUUAACUACCCAACUAUGAGAUAUAAUUAUGGUUUUGUUCACACUCGCCAUUUGUCAUAAUUCUCGUCAACUACCGCACCCUGCUCUAGUGAAAAUUUAGUGACUUUAUUGUUAAAAUUAGAAGGUACAAAAUUUUCACUAGAGCAGAGUGCGGUAGUUGACGAGAAUUAUGACAAAUGGCGAGUGGGAGCAAUGGGAACCAAUUUUUUUUUCAAUAUAAAUAGGAAUUACAAUUACUAUUUUUUAUAAUCUAUUUAAAAUAAACAUUUAUUUGAAAAUA